Molecule: messenger RNA, 1635 nt
Organism: Naegleria fowleri
Lineage: Eukaryota; Heterolobosea; Eutetramitea; Acrasida; Naegleriidae
Exons: 3
Coding region: 1-1635 (544 amino acids)
Molecular function (GO): protein dimerization activity; Hsp70 protein binding
Source: RefSeq, a predicted model, not a curated record
AUGACUCCAUCAGCCCAUCUCAAUCAGCGCUCACAACAGACGACAGAGCAUUCCCCAAGCAAUCAUAAGGGCGUUGUAUUUUCAGCCUCACAACUGGAGGCUCUCGAGCAAUUUGUAAAUUAUGUCAAAGCAAACCCUCAAAUCAUUCGAGAAGGUGAUGAAUUCAAAUUCUUUCGAGAUUUUCUAAUUCAUGAUUGUGGAGCAACUAAAUUAAUUGUAGAUCCAUGUCAACAACAUGCAAAAACAGAUCAGCCAUCAAGGCUUGUUGAGGAGAGACCCAAACAAAUACCAAAACAAUCAAAACCUUUGAUUUUGGAAGUUUCUGAGAAUGAUGAGGAAAUUUCAUCCUCUCAACAGCAACAAAAUGGUCUGAGUGACACCAACGAACCCUUAUUAAUUCCAUGUCAAACUAAAAUUUUAAAGUCGAAUUCGACACUACCAGAAGAACAACACACAAAUCUCUCUUCCUCUCCCCCUUCUUCGUCAUCUUGUGCAGCAAAGACAGCAGGAUCCUAUUCCGAGCUCAUGAAAUCUUCUUCUUCCUCUCUUGGUGGAGAUACGAAAUCUUCACAUGUUGGGGAGACUACUGCCGCUACCACCACUAUUUCUUCACCCACGUUGACGCUUGCUGAUUCAAAAUAUUUAAACAACAUGGGUCGAUUUGAGUUUGGAAUUUCCUCUUCAACAACAAAGAAUUCAAAACUUGCCAAUGAAUAUACGAGCAAAGGAAAUCAACUAUUGAAAGAAAAACAAUUCGAGUUAGCAGCAAUUCACUAUGGAAAGUCCAUUGAACUGCAAAAUGGAGAAUCUGCACUAUUAUUUAUCAAGAGAGCAGAAUGUAUGGCCAUGUUAAAUAAGCCUUUGAGUGUGAGAAGAGAUUGUGAUGCAGCCAUUACAUUAAAUCCAGAUGCAGGUAAAGCCUAUCGAUUAAGAGCGAAGGCUUAUUUUGUGUUGAGAAAAUAUGAACAAGCAAGAGAUGAUUUGGAAAUGAGUAAAAAGUUGGAAGAUGAUACAAGUGAAGCCAACAAAUUGUUGAAAGAGAUUGAAAAAGUAUUACCAAAUUCGACUCGUUCUUCAUCCAACUCUACCAGUAGUAGGAGUACUAUUGGAAGUACUAUUGGUACUAGAACUAGUAGUAGUGAUAAUAAUAGCGGUAAUAAUAAUGUUGAACCCUCUCAACCAUCAAGUGAGAAGAAAAAAACAGAGACAAUGUCGUCAUCAUCCUCCUCAACUCCAUCAGCUACUACUAGUGCUACUACCUCCUCAAUUUCACCACCCAUCUCCUCUUGCUCAACAACAACAUCCAAGAUGUCUCCACCAAACCACUCAAAACCAUCCAAUUCCAAUUCAGAAACAACUAGCCAAAACAAAAAUCAAAAGUCAACCAUUUACACCAAACCACAACCAGAACCAUCCAACAAGGAUAAUUCUACCAUUCCAAAUUUUGUAAAUCCUCAAGUCAUGAAGUUAGUGGCUCAAGAUGAAACCCUCAUGAGAGGUUUCCAAAAUCCAAGAAUUGUCAAUGCCAUUAAUGAAAUUGCUGUCAAUCCAAAUGCAUUCAUGAAAUACAAUAAUGAUCCAGAAGUUGUUACCAUGUUUAAGAAAUUUACACAAAUUAUUACAAAUUCAAAAUAA